Messenger RNA from Vitrella brassicaformis, 1043 nucleotides. Lineage: Eukaryota; Vitrellaceae. The record is from the annotation of a GenBank genome assembly.
CGCGCACACACACACCAUGUCAUCCCCACGCGCAUUUAUAUAUCUACAUGCAGAGAGGAAGCCCAUCACAAGCUGCAUUGACGAAGGCCUCGCACAGUGGCACGUGUCGAACACACAAAUUCAUCACUGUGAGAACACUCGACCUCCCAUGUGUUCCGGUCCUUUGGAGCGAGGGGGCCAGGAGCCUGCGGGUAGGGAAGCUCCUUAAGCUGCUUCCUCACUUCAAGGACCUCAUGGUGACGAGCGUGGUGGGUGGGGGGACAAUUGACAGACAGACAGACAGGUGGUGUCCCCGAACAGUCAGUCAGUCAGUCAUUAUGCCGCAUUCAUUCAAACAUGCACCCCACGCAAUCUUCUGUCGUAUCAUCACACACAACGCACAUGCACACGCACACACAGACAGGAGGUACAUACGUCCCUCCACCCAUCAAUCAACCAUCACUCGUUUCCGGCCUCCUUGAGGUGUUUGUUGAGGUACUCGAGUGCCUCCGACUCCUCGCCAAAGUCUGUGACAGCAACACAGCUGGCGCCCACCACCUUGCGCGGCAUGCCGUCCUUGUCGAUCUUGCACAGACCCGCCCACUCGCCAAGCUGCUUGCUGUCCUCCACCUUGACCAGCGAUACCGACUUGUCCGAACACAGAGCCUACACUCACACACACAGGAAGGGUGAGCAGCCUCAGAUCUCCCGCGGCUCCCUGCCUCCUUGUCUGUCUGUCUGUCUGUCUGUCUGCCUGUCUGCCUGAGUGCUGCCUGCCUGCCUGCCUGGCUGACCUCGACGAGUUUCUUGACGCUCUCCUCAUCAACGGACUCGGCGAGGAAGACGACUUUGGCGGUUUUUUGCUCGAUGGCGAGUGCGACCUCGUUGAGACCCCUGGCGAGUCCGUCGUUGAUCAUGGCGUUCUUGAUGACCUUCUUGAUGGCGACGUUGAGGUCGGUGAUCUCCUCCUCGGCCUCCUCGACCUCCAUAACGUCCUCAUGCUCGUCGUGGUCAGACAUGAUGUGUCAGAGGCUAUGCAGACUCAGCCGAUAGGCAGAUCUCCC